AUGUUCAAGUCAGUGUUCAGAUCAACAAACAGCCUGUCAACCAUUGCCAGACAGCAAUUCCAACUCAAUGGAUACUGCACAAGCACAGGUGGAUUCCAAUACAUCUUGUCAGAGAAGAAGGGAAAGGUUGGCAUUGUUACACUCAACCGCCCAAAGGCAUUGAACGCUCUCUCUGAUGGAUUGAUUGGCGAGAUUAACACAGCCGUCAGACAGUUCCAAGAUGAUAAGGACGUCGGCUCGAUCGUCAUCACUGGCAGCGAGAAGGCUUUCGCCGCCGGUGCCGACAUCAAGGAGAUGGCACCAAAGACUCUCUCAGAGGCCUACAACACAAACAUGUUGGCUCAGUGGCACGACCUCACCAAGAUGUCCAAGCCCAUCAUCGCCGCUGUUAACGGCUACGCCCUGGGCGGUGGCUGUGAGUUGGCCAUGAUGUGUGACAUCAUCAUUGCAGGUGAGAAGGCCGUCUUUGGCCAGCCAGAGAUCAAGCUGGGCACCAUCCCAGGCUGUGGUGGUACGCAGCGUCUCAUCAGAGCCAUUGGCAAGUCUAAGGCAAUGGAGUUGGUCCUUACCGGAAACAACCUGACUGCCGUCGAGGCCGAGAAGGCUGGUCUUGUCAGCAGAGUGGUGCCAGUCGAGGAGCUGUUGCCAGAGGCCAUCAAGACUGCCGAAAAGAUUGCUUCAUACUCUCAACUCACAGUUGCCAUGGCAAAGGAGGCCGUCAACGCCUCUUACGAGCUGACCCUUGCAGAGGGAAUUAGAUUCGAGCGUAGACUUUUCCACGCCACCUUUGGAACUCAUGAUCAGAAGGAGGGUAUGAGCGCAUUUGUAGAGAAGAGAAACCCAACAUGGCACAACCAAUAA
Molecule: messenger RNA, 861 nt
Organism: Acytostelium subglobosum LB1
Lineage: Eukaryota; Evosea; Eumycetozoa; Acytosteliales; Acytosteliaceae
Exons: 4
Coding region: 1-861 (286 amino acids)
Biological process (GO): fatty acid beta-oxidation
Cellular component (GO): mitochondrion
Molecular function (GO): enoyl-CoA hydratase activity
Source: RefSeq, a predicted model, not a curated record